AUGUAUGACGAGGUCAUGCAAGAAUACCUGUCCCUAGGACAUAUGGAGUUAGUCGAAUCACAUAAAUCAAAUUGUGACCCAUGCUUUUAUUUGCCCCAUCACGGCGUAUACAAGCCAGAAAGUGCUACUACAAAACUAAGGGUAGUUUUUAACGGUUCAUGUCCCACGGCAACGGGAAAAUGUUUAAAUGAUUUAUUAUAUGUGGGGCCAGUUUUACAAAAAGAUAUUAUUUCUCUUAUUCUAAAUUGGCGUAUGUACAAAUUCGUUUUCAACGCAGAUAUAUCGAAAAUGUACAGACAGAUACAGGUCAACCCAAAUCACGCUAGUUUCCAACGCAUUUUGUAUCGUUUUUCUCCCGACGAAGAAAUCAAAGAUUAUCAGUUAAAAACUGUAACCUUCGGUCUCAAUUGUGCCCCGUUUUUGGCACUACGAACAUUGUUGCAACUGGCCCAUGAUGAGGAACAUAGGUUCCCCGUAGGAGCAAAGAUCUUAAAAGAUAAUAUGUAUGUUGACGAUGCACUGGUUGGCGUUCAUUCGAUCCCUGAAGGAAUAAAUGCGAAACUGCAACUUAUAGGCAUUCUGAAAUCGGCAGGAUUUGAACUACGUAAAUGGACAUCCAAUUGUAGGGAUAUUAUAGAAGAUCUGCCCCGAGACCAUCUUCUCAACGAAGAGUUUCUUGAUUUUGAUAAUAAAAGCAUGGCUAAAACUUUAGGAAUCAGAUGGAAUGCAUGCACCGACAUGUUUUACUUUGUAACGGAGAAGAUAAGCAACAAGACUUCGUUUACAAAAAGGGAGGUUUUAUCAGUGAUAGCACGACUUUUUGACCCGCUGGGGUGGCUCGCGCCUGUUAUUAUAACAGCAAAAAUAUUCAUGCAACAAUUAUGGUUGGAUGAAAUACAGUGGGACGAUCCCUUAAAACCUAUUUCUUUGCUCAAAUGGAAAACGUUUCUAAAUAAUUAUGUCAACAUCGACAAGAUUAAUAUACCCCGUUGGGUGAAAUACUCACCAGAGUGUCAUAUACAAUUGCAUGGAUUCUGUGAUUCCUCAGAAUUAGCCUAUGCAGCGGUUUUGUAUGCAAGAGUACAAAUAGGAAAUUCUUUUGCCACGAAUUUACUAGUCUCGAAAUCAAAAGUAGCGCCGAUUAAGAAGGUUUCACUGCCCCGAUUGGAGCUGUGCGGAGCUCAGCUGUUGGCAGACUUAGUAAGCGCUUUUAUACCCCAAUUGUGUAUCCAAAGUCACACUUUGCAUCUUUGGUCGGACUCAACCAUAGUUCUAGCUUGGCUUAAGAAACCAUCGCAUACGUGGACAACGUUUGUGGCAAACAGGGUAUCGAAAAUUCAUGAUAAAGUAGGAGAUAAAUGGCGACAUGUUUCUACACAUGACAACCCCGCAGAUCUAGCAACCCGGGGGGUGACUCCUUUAGAAUUAAAGGAGAGGAAUCUGUGGUGGUUCGGUCCAAGUUGGCUCCAAAAGGAUGAGAAAUUCUGGCCCUCAGCAAUUAAUAUUCCGGAGAUACGUCUAGAAAUGAAGCCUUCUCCCGAAACUGUGGUACAAAAACCACUUCCUUCCAAGGUACAUAUAGCUAGAUCUGAGGAGCUGUCACCUACACCAAAGCAAACGAAAAAAGGUGAAGAAGAAGGUGAUGCGGACCCCGAAAGACAUUUAAAACAUCUCCACCGUUUCAUUAAGGCGGUACACGCGUUUGGAUAUAUGGAAAGGUUUAUGAAAGCUUGUCAUCCUGCUACUCGCAAAACCUACACUUACAGCGGCAACAAGUUGUCCUUUAAGGAGGUAUAUGCGGGACGAAAACAUCUUAUUAUACUGUCCCAAAAGAUUUAUUUCCCUGACGAGUACGAAGCUCUGUCCCAAGGAAAGCCUCUGGAUAAGAAAAGUCCUUUACUUACACUUACACCCUAUCUCGAUCAAGAGGGAAUUAUCCGCGCCAAUGGGCGACUUGGGUCUACAUCUUCUCUGUCUCCAAGUGAAAGACACCCCUUUAUUCUGACCGCUGCCAGUAAAUUUGCCAAGAUGUAUGUCCAAUUCAUACAUGACAUGACCUUGCAUGGAGGUCCUCAAUUAAUGAUGGCAACUAUUCGACUAGAAUGUUGGAUCAUCAGGGGAAAGAAUUUAGUAAAAGCAACUGUUAGAAAUUGCAUUAAAUGUGUUUUGGCCCGAAAGAAGCUGCAAGGACAACUGAUGGCAGCGUUACCGACUGAACGGACCACGUUAAGCAGACCCUUUGCAAACACCGGGGUCGAUUAUGCCGGUCCUUUUGAAUUGAAGACAUUUUCAGGUCGUGGUUGUCGCAUAGUCAAAGGCUAUAUCUGUCUCUUCGUCUGUUUCGCUACUAAAGCGAUUCAUUUAGAAGCAGUAAGCGACCUCUCUACCCCGGCAUUUAUGGCAGCGCUAACACGAUUUGUCUCGCGGCGAGGCUGUCCCAAUAAAAUCUUUUCCGACAAUGGUCGAAACUUCGUAGGGGCUGUUCGCGAAAUUAGAGAAGGCUUUCGUAAAGCGAUGUUGGAAACAAAGGAGAACGCUGUAAUGCAAUACGGCCAUCAACGCCUCGAAUGGCAUUUUAUACCUGCUGCUGCUCCGCAUAUGGGAGGAUUAUGGGAGGCGGGUGUUAAGAGUUGUAAGAUCCACCUAAAAAAGAUCGCCGGUCAGAUUCGAUACACGUUCGAAGAAUUCUGCACAGUUCUUGCUUCCAUUGAAGCCUGCCUCAAUUCUCGCCCUUUGACUCCGCAAUCUGAAGAUAUCAAUGACUUGACGGCUCUUACGCCUGGGCACUUUUUGAUUGGGUCAUCACUUCUGUCCCCAGCCGAACCCGAAGAGGUACCGUCCAAGACAGCAAUGCUGAACCGAUGGCGAAAACUGAAGGUCAUUCAACAAGAGUUUUGCCGCCGAUGGAAGUCGGAUUACUUGAAGGAACUCAACAAGAGAAACAAGUGGAAUCGUCCGUCCCCAAAUUUAGAAUUGAACGAUUUGGUGGUUUUAUCACAGGAAAUGGGAAGUCCGAAUGAUUGGCGUUUAGGCCGUGUGAUAGAAUUGCACCCUGGUUCAGAUGGGCAUGUCAGGGUAGUCGACCUUAAAACAUCAUCGGGGGUAUUAAGACGACCCGUGCAUAAGUUGGUUUUGCUUCCCCGAUCGCAAUAG
This is a messenger RNA of Musca vetustissima, 3153 nucleotides long. RefSeq lists its product as uncharacterized. NCBI's taxonomy places the organism in Eukaryota, Metazoa, Arthropoda, Insecta, Diptera, Muscidae. Bases 1 to 3153 code for a protein of 1050 amino acids. The record is from RefSeq and is a predicted model, not a curated record. Gene Ontology annotation, molecular function: nucleic acid binding. Gene Ontology annotation, biological process: DNA integration. The transcript has a single exon.